CGGGAAACGCAACAAAUACUUCCAAUUUCCCAUUUUCUGUGCAAAGGCUGAGCUCUGUCAGAACUCGGAAGAGCAGGUGCCCCCAAAUCCCUUCUUCUUCGUCUCCAAUCGCCACCGUCUCCAAAUCCCUAUAAUGAACGUCGCGAAAACGCCGUUCAACGGCUACUCCGUCAAAUUCAGUCCAUUCUACGAGGACCGCCUCGCCGUCGCCACCGCGCAGAACUUCGGCAUCAUCGGCAACGGCCGCGUCCACGUCUUCUCCCUUCCCCCAACCCCUACCGGAGCCCUCACCGAAAUCGUCUCCUUCGACACGGCCGACGGCGUGUACGAUCUCGCCUGGUCCGAAUCCCACGACUCCCUCCUCAUAGCCGCCGUCGCCGACGGCUCCGUCAAGCUCUUCGACACCAACCUCCCGCCGCCGCAGAAUCCGCUCCGGUCCUUCCAGGAGCACACGCGCGAGGUCCACGGCGUGGACUACAACCCCACGCGCCGCGACUCCUUCGUCACCGCCUCAUGGGACGACACCGUCAAGCUCUGGUCGCUCGACCGCCCCACCAGCAUCCGCACCUUCAAGGAGCACGCCUACUGCGUCUACUCCGUGGCGUGGAACCCGAGGCACGCCGACGUAUUCGCCUCCGCCUCCGGCGACUGCACGGUGAGGGUUUGGGAUGUGCGGGAGCCUGGAUCGACGAUGAUAAUCCCCGGCCACGAGGCUGAGAUUCUGUACUGUGAUUGGAACAAGUAUGAUGAGGGCUUGAUUGCCACUUCCUCGGUGGACAAGAGCGUUAGGGUUUGGGAUGUGAGGAAUUACAGGGUGCCCGUUGCGUCGUUGAAUGGGCAUGGAUUCGCGGUGAGGAAGGUGAAAUUCUCUCCUCACCAUCGCAAUUUGAUGAUGUCUUGCUCCUACGACAUGACGGUUUGUAUGUGGGAUUUCAUGGUGGAGGAUUCGCUGGUGGGAAGGUACGAUCACCACUCUGAAUUCGCUAUUGGGGUGGACUUCAAUGUGCUUGUUGAAGGUCUGGUUGCGAGUACCGGAUGGGACCAGAUGGUUUUCGUCUGGCAGCAUGGUACUGAGCCUAGAGGGCCUUGAAAACUUUGGAGGAAUGUGAAAUCAGCUGCACCGAGUUGCUGUAACCCUUUACAUUGGACUGAUCCUUGGGCCCAGAUCUAUGGCUGGAACUUGGGCCCAGCUAACGAUGAAGGCUACGAUCUGAAGCUGGGCUUGAAGGCUAGUAGUUGAUUCUAUAACCAAGGCCCAUGGAGGAACAAUCUAGGCUUCUACUAAAUAUAAUAAAGAGUACUUAUAGUAAGACCAAAAUGUCAGUUUCAGCUAGCUAGUAAUCCAAAGAUGUUGUUAUGUAUAUGCUGUAGUGAAGUUGAUAGAUCGGUUGCACGUUGGUUUCAGUCA
Messenger RNA from Linum tenue, 1408 nucleotides. The record is from the annotation of a GenBank genome assembly. NCBI's taxonomy places the organism in Eukaryota, Viridiplantae, Streptophyta, Magnoliopsida, Malpighiales, Linaceae.